Molecule: messenger RNA, 1250 nt
Organism: Mollisia scopiformis
Lineage: Eukaryota; Fungi; Ascomycota; Leotiomycetes; Helotiales; Mollisiaceae
Product: BSP-domain-containing protein
Exons: 1
Coding region: 84-1004 (306 amino acids)
Source: RefSeq, a predicted model, not a curated record
ACGAUUCACAUUUCUCUCGCAAGUUGUCCGUUUAUGAAGCAUUUGAACAAUUGCGCUUGUGUGAUCCGUACGCGAUCUUUGAAAUGACCGAAACAAGCCCGCUUCCACCUCUGGUAUUCAUGCCGGCUCAAUCCUCCCGAACAGAAGCUCCCACUCCGUCUGCAACACCACUUCCUCCAGCUUCUCAGAAACCCCCAGUCACUCGGAACUCGCCAGCGAAGGAGACUGCGUCUUCGAAGACUCCUCAGUUCAUCCUCCCCAAACUUCGACUCGAGAUACGAGACCUGAACCAUGAAGGUGCCGAAGUAUUUCUCACUGCUGUCAUUGCAAGCAAAGCGUUAGCGACUUCGGUUCGAAGUGUUCUAUCUCUGCUAUACCAUACUCCAGACUCACCUACAACGACUGUACCUUCAACACGAUCUGUAACACUUAUACUACGACCCAUGGAGGGCGUUGCAUAUACCACUGGCAGCGACUUAGAUUCUGACCACAAAGAGAUACAUUUUUCCCUCGACUACAUCAAUGGAAUAGCAGCUUCCAGGAAGAAAGACGAAAUCAUGGGGGUUCUGACGCACGAAAUGGUACAUUGCUAUCAAUAUAAUGCUUUUGGAACAUGUCCUGGCGGCCUGAUUGAAGGUAUCGCAGAUUGGGUGCGUUUGAACGCUGACCUCAGUCCGCCACAUUGGAAGAAAGAGGCCACAGGCAAAUGGGAUGCAGGUUAUCAGCAUACUGGAUACUUCCUCGAAUACCUUGAGCAGAGAUUCAGUGCAGGUACCGUUCGAAGGAUGAACGAGAAGCUGAGAAUAGUGAGAUACGAAGAGAAAAGAUUCUGGACCGAAUUAAUUGGGAGACCAGUUGAACAGCUUUGGGGUGAUUAUUCCGAAGCCGUGGAAAAGGAACGCAAGCAAAACAAGGAUGAGGAGGGCGUCCUUGUUGAGAAAGAGGACGCAAGCACACCAAAGCUUCCUAAAGACCCUUCAACGCCAACCACAAAGGAGGAGUAAACGAAAUUCCAUUGCAACUGCAGCGAUUCAUACACAUGAUACCAGCCAGCAUAAGAUCAAGGGCAUAGCAUUACAGGAGCAUUGGCAGGGUGUUUUAUCAUAUUUAGCAAUGUUUAUAUUCUCUCUACACAGAACUCGCGAUACGCAAGCUGCACUGAUUUUUAUGUUCACAUCUCUUUUACAUUUCCGUUUCUACCUCUUCUAUAUUUUCGAUCGAAAAAUUAGUCCUUCCAAAACACCAUCCAU